This is a messenger RNA of Thlaspi arvense, 3294 nucleotides long. NCBI's taxonomy places the organism in Eukaryota, Viridiplantae, Streptophyta, Magnoliopsida, Brassicales, Brassicaceae. The record is from the annotation of a GenBank genome assembly.
AUGUCGUCGCUCAGCAGAGAACUCGUCUUCCUGAUACUCCAGUUUCUCGACGAAGAGAAAUUCAAAGAGACUGUACACAGGCUUGAGAAGGAGUCUGGGUUUUUCUUCAACAUGAGGUACUUUGAAGACAGCGUAACAGCUGGUGAAUGGGACGAUGUAGAGAAGUACCUCUCUGGAUUCACUAAAGUAGAUGAUAAUAGAUACUCAAUGAAGAUAUUUUUCGAGAUUCGUAAGCAGAAGUACCUUGAAGCACUCGACAAGAAAGAUCAUGCCAAGGCAGUUGAAAUUCUUGUGAAGGAGCUAAAAGUGUUCUCGACAUUCAACGAAGAGCUUUUUAAGGAGAUUACAAUGCUUCUAACCUUAACAAACUUCAGGGAAAAUGAGCAGCUUUCCAAGUAUGGAGACACGAAGUCUGCAAGAGGUAUUAUGCUUGGGGAAUUAAAAAAACUGAUUGAGGCAAAUCCUCUCUUCCGAGACAAACUUCAGUUUCCCACUUUGAAGAACUCAAGAUUGAGAACCUUGAUAAAUCAAAGUUUGAACUGGCAGCAUCAGCUUUGCAAGAAUCCAAGGCCUAACCCUGAUAUAAAAACACUCUUUGUUGACCAUAGUUGUGGGCAUCCAAAUGGUGCACAUGUUUCUUCCCCUGCAACUAAUCAUUUAAUGGGUCCAGUCCCUAAAGUUGGAGGCUUCCCACCGUUAGGUGCUCACGGUCCCUUUCAGCCAACACCAGCUCCUCUUACAACGUCUCUUGCAGGAUGGAUGCCUAAUCCAUCUGUAUCACACCCAACUGUUUCUGCUGGGCCUAUCGGCCUAGGUGCCCCCAACAGUGCUGUGUCUAUGCUAAAGCGUCCCAGGACUCCUCCAACCAAUAGCCUAGCAAUGGAUUAUCAGACAGCAGAUUCUGAAAGUGUAUUGAAGAGACCCAGACCUUUUGGUAUAUCAGACGGGAUUAAUAAUCUUCCAGUCAAUGUCUUGCCAGUCACAUAUCCAGGGCAAAGCCACGCUCAUGCAAAUUAUUCUACUGAUGACUUACCCAAAAAUGUUAGCAGGGUUUUGAGUCAGGGUUCUGCCAUUAAGAGCAUGGAUUUUCACCCAGUACAACAAACUAUGCUUCUUGUUGGCACCAAUCUUGGUGAUAUUGCAAUAUGGGAGGUGGGUAGCAAGGAUAAGCUUGUUUCUAGAAGCUUUAAAGUUUGGGAUCUUUCUUCUUGCACUGUGAAUCUUCAGGCUUCACUUGCUAGCGAGUAUACUGCAGCGGUAAAUCGAGUUGUUUGGAGUCCUGAUGGAGGUCUUCUGGGUGUCGCAUAUUCCAAGCAUAUUGUGCACAUCUAUUCGUAUCAUGGUGGCGAUGAUUUACGGAAUCAUCUAGAGAUUGAUGCUCAUGCUGGUAAUGUCAACGAUCUUGCUUUCUCCCAACCAAACCAGCAAUUGUGUGUUGUGACUUGUGGAGAAGACAAGACAAUCAAGGUCUGGGAUGCUGUUACUGGAAAUAAAUUGCACACAUUUGAAGGCCAUGAAGCACCUGUUUAUUCCGUGUGCCCACACCAGAAAGAGAAUAUUCAGUUCAUAUUCUCAACUGCUGUUGAUGGGAAAAUAAAGGCUUGGUUAUAUGACAACAUGGGUUCUAGAGUGGAUUAUGAUGCCCCCGGUCGAUCUUGCACGGCAAUGGCAUAUUGUGCUGACGGGACUAGAUUAUUCUCUUGUGGUACUAGUAAGGAGGGGGAAUCAUUCAUUGUUGAAUGGAAUGAAAGUGAGGGAGCUGUGAAGCGGACUUACCUUGGACUGGGGAAACGGUCUGUGGGGGUUGUUCAAUUCGAUACCAUGAAGAAUAAAUUUUUGGUAGCUGGUGAUGAGUUCCAUGUCAAAUUUUGGGAUAUGGAUAGUGUUGAUCUCUUGACUACAACGAAUGCAGACGGGGGAUUGCCGUCUUCCCCGUGCUUAAGGAUCAAUAAAGAAGGAACUCUACUGGCUGUCUCAACUACUGAGAAUGGAAUUAAGAUAUUAUCUAAUGCUGAAGGUUCCAGGAUUUUGCUCUCCAUGGCAAACCGUGGCCUUGAAAGCUCUAGAGCUCCUCAUGGGUCAGUUGCAAAGAAUGGAGAUAAUCGCAGUCUGCCAGAUAUCAAACCACGAAUCCCUGACGAGGCAGAGAAAUCAAAGAUUUGGAAGCUGACAGAGAUCAGCGAACAUUCCCAGCUUCGCACUCUGCGGCUUCCUGACACCCUGCUACCAGUUGUUAAGCUAAUAUAUACAAAUUCUGGAGGUGCUAUAUUGGCAUUAGCAGAAAAUGCUCUACAUAAACUAUGGAAAUGGCAAAAGAGCGAACGGAAUCAUUUGGGAAAGGCAAACAGCAGUGUCCCACCACAGCUUUGGCAGCCAUCUAGUGGAGUAAUAAUGACAAAUGACACGCGCGAGGGAAACAAAGAAGAUGUAGUUCCAUGCUUUGCGCUCUCAAAGAAUGACUCUUAUGUCAUGUCAGCCUCGGGAGGAAAAAUUUCCUUGUUCAACAUGAUGACUUUUAAGACGAUGACGACUUUCAUGGCUCCUCCUCCAGCAGCGACUUCCCUCGCCUUCCAUCCUCAAGACAAUAACAUUAUUGCUAUUGGCAUGGAUGACUCGUCUAUUCAAAUCUACAAUGUCAGAGUGGAUGAGGUUAAAAGUAAAUUGAAAGGUCAUCAGAAGAGAGUGACUGGUUUAGCAUUCUCAAACGUUCUAAAUGUGCUUGUUUCGUCUGGUGCUGAUUCCCAGCUUUGUGUAUGGAGCAUGGAUGGAUGGGAAAAGCAAGCUAGCAAACAGAUACAAAUUCCUAGUGGGCAUUCGCCAAACCCACUUGCUCACACACGCGUCCAGUUCCAUCAAGACCAGACACAUGUUCUUGUUGUCCAUGCCAGCCAGUUAGCCAUAUACGAGGCUCCUAAAUUAGAGAGCAUGAAGCAGUGGAUACCAAAGGAGUCAAGUGGUUCAGUGACAGAUGCUGUAUACUCAUGUGAUAGCCAGUCAAUCUACGCAGCCUUUGAUGAUGGAAGUGUAAGUAUCUUGACGGCAACGACAUUGCAACUCAAGUGCCGCAUUGGUCCCAGUUCGUAUUUGCCUUCAAACCCGAGCUCGAGAGUAUAUCCAGCCACCAUCGCAGCCCAUCCCUCUGAACCAAACCAAUUUGCAGUUGGACUUACCGAUGGUGGGGUUCACGUGAUCGAACCACCAGGACCAGAAGGGAAGUGGGGAAUGUCUCCACCGCCAGAAAACGGUGCAGGGCCAAGCGUCUCGUCAGCACCUGGAUCAGAUCAAGCGCGGUAA